Molecule: messenger RNA, 3673 nt
Organism: Myotis lucifugus (little brown bat)
Lineage: Eukaryota; Metazoa; Chordata; Mammalia; Chiroptera; Vespertilionidae
Product: tubulin polyglutamylase complex subunit 1
Exons: 5
Coding region: 1079-3010 (643 amino acids)
Biological process (GO): protein polyglutamylation
Molecular function (GO): microtubule binding
Source: RefSeq, a predicted model, not a curated record
GAUCUUGUGAGGAGCAAAUACGAUGAGGGGUGAGCUGAGAUUUGCCCAAGGUCAUAGGUGAGAGGGGCCCUGGGGCCUUGAACCCAAGACCCAGACUGAGUCCCACCCCUUGUUGUCCUCAGUGAAUCGCCUGGGAGAAGUGGGCCGAGGAGGACGGGUGCCCCACCCUCCCCUCACCUGGAGGAGAGACCCAGCUCUCUUUUCCAAGAAUGAAUGUGCCCUGUGGGUUAUAAAUCCUGGUGAAUGAACAUCCAGCUAUUCACUCAGCAAACACUCUGAGUCACCCCUGCCACACCUGUCCUUCCCAGGGAGCCCCAGGGCCUGGGGACAGAGCUGACCCAGAGGACAAGCUGUGGUCUACAGGGGAGCCCCAGAGGGGCAGCCCGGUCUGCAGCUAAAAUAACCCAACCCCCACAUCCUGAGAACCUGGAGUGAGUAAUGUUUGCAGAGACCACACCCUGUCAGCCAGCCAUUAUUAAAUUCCUGCUGAAUACCGGACUCUGGCUGGGCUGCAGGAGAGGUGCUCGCCCACCGGGGGCCCCUGAGAGGGAGGGUCCUGGGCUAAGAGGUGGGAGAAGACAGGCCUUAAGUAAACUCAUCCCCCUUUCAAAGACAUGUUUACCCCCAAUAACUUCCAAAGAGAAAAUCUCUGUGGGGGACUGCUCCGUCAUUGGUCCAGUGGCUCAGCCCAGUGCCUUGGGAUUUACUGUCCAAGCCGCUGUUUUAAACAUUGUUUUUCUAAUUAUAGUUUCAACAAUUGAUAGAUACAAAAAUUGCAUGAUCGAUAACCUUGUUAGUUGUAACACUGUUCCCAUGAUCGAUUUUAUGUUGCUUGGUAACACUUCCCCAGUUCAAGGACAUGCUGUGUUUUUCCUUUUAGAACCACACUUAGCGUUACUAGCAAGUUGGUAUAAAAAGGUAGCAGACGUGCAUAGCAGCUCUGGUUUAACCAAGGUCCAGGGCAGAGAACGAGAGCUGCUUGAGAAGUUGGGAACAGCCUGUCUUCCUUUUCUCAGCUGUAAAAAGGGAGCUGGGAGCGUCUCCACCCCAGAACUUGUGGUGGCUGAAACCCCAGAACAUGGACCGAGUGACCAGAUACCCCAUCUUCAGCAUCCCCCACUCCCCAGGCAUGGCCGGCCUGGCUCUCAAUGGGGACACCGGUUACACAUACCAGCUGGUGAAUGUGGAGCCCUCGGACAGCAACUGGGGCCAGGACCAGACUGUGGUGUGGGUGGGUGACCGCCAGGCCCCGCCGGACGUGCUGAGGACAGGGGCGUCGUGCAGCCUGCGCACCUUCCUCAGCCAGCCGUCCCUGCAGCUGGAGGACGAUGAGGAUGAGGCGAUGAAGGCCUACCACCUGGACACCAGGGACACCCUGCUCAGGCGGCCACCGGACCUGGAGCAAGAGCGCUGGGCAGUCAUCCAGGGCCAAGCGGUGAGGAAGAGCAGCACGGUGGCCACGCUUCACGGCACCCCUGACAACGGGGGCCCCAGGACCCCCGGACGGCCUCAGCUCACCCCCCUGGAGGAAAACGUGGUCGACAGGGAGCAGAUCAACUUCCUGGCAGCGAGGCAGCAGUUCCUGAGCCUGGAGCAGGCAAAUGCCAGGGUCCCUCCGACCCCGCCAGCCUGGGUGGCCCCGGAGUGUGCCCCACCCAGGAUCAGCCAGGCCCCCCAGGCCCCGAGCACACCGCCCCUCGCCAAUGGCUAUGCCGUCUCGGCCAAGCCCCAGGUGAAGGAGGUGGUCAUGGAACAGAAGAGGGUACGCGGUUUGCCCACCUGGCCUGGCGUCCAGGCUCUGGAAGACCCUGGUGCCCGGUCCCCAGCGGAGUCGCCGGAGGCCCCCAAGGAGACACCCAUCGAGCGGGAGAUCCGAGUGGCCCAGGAGCGCGAGGCAGCUCUGCGCGAGCAGAGGGGGCUGCGGGGGGCAGCGGGCCCCCAGGAAUUGGUGGAGAUACCCACCCGGCCCCUGCUGACCAAGCUGAGCCUGACGGCGGCCCCUCGGCGGGAGAGGGGGCGCCCUUCGCUCUAUGUGCAGCGUGACAUGGCCCAGGAGACGCAGCGCGAGGAGGACCACCGUCGGGAGGGCCUGCAGGGGGGCUGGGUGUCCAAGCCCGACUGCCUCUCCGGGGGCCCCCAGCCCGGGCUCAGGAGAGCACUGAGCUCAGACUCCAUCCUUGGCCUGGCCCCAGACGCCAGGGCGGCCGACCCCUCUCCAGAGCUGAGGAGGGUGAACCGCAUCCCCCCUGACGCCUACCAGCCGUACCUGAGCCCUGGGGCCCCCCAGCCCAGGCUCCCAGCCUUCCACGCACGGGGCAAGCCCGGCGGCCUCGCUGCAGACGAGGCCAAGGCGGUGGCAAAGGCCACAGGGUCUCAGAGGCAUCUCUCGGAAUCCUCUAGAAAACCCUCAGGCACAAAGCAGGAGUCCUGGAAGCCCUCGGGGGCACCCCCACCGGCCAACAGGGGUGUCGUGCGAUGGGAGUACUUCCGCCUGCGUCCCCUGCGGUUCGGGGUCCCAGAUGUGCCCCAGAAGGCCGAGACGCCCCGAACCUGGGGCUGGGAAGUGGCUGGGGCCCCCCCUCUGAGGCUGCAAAGGUCCCAGUCCUCUGAGCUGCUGGAGCGGGAGGUGGAGAGCGUCCUGAGGCGGGAGCAAGAGGUGGCGGAGGAACGACGCAAUGCCCUCUUCCCGGAGGUCUUCUCCCCGCAGCUGGACUGUGACCCCGACUCCAGGAGCUCCUCCCGGGCUUCGGGCACCACCGGCAGCUACUCAGUGUCCGAGUCACACUUCUUCACCCCCAUCCGCCUGCACUCGGGCCUGGUGUGGACGGCAGAGGCCCCUGCUGAGGCGACUCCUGGGCAGAGAAAGAAGAAGGAGCAGUGGUAUGCCGGCAUCAACCCCUUGGACCACGUCAACUCGGAGGUCCUGGAAGCCACGCGGGUGACCCGCCACAAGAACGCGAUGGCCGAACGCUGGGAAGCCGGUGUCUAUGCCAGUGAAGAUGAGGACUGAGCCUGCAGACGGGGGCACCUUGACCCUCUGGGAACUGCCAAGACCAGCCCCUAGUCCCCCCGCUUUAGGAAACAGGUCCCCGUUUAAACCCACAAUCCGAGGACCACAAAUGAUAAACCCACAAUCCGAGGAUGGGUGUGCGCCCUGACCCGAGGGCUUUCUUUUCUGAUUUUAUUUUCCUAGAGAAAUUGUUCUGCUUUUUCUGGGUCUAAAGCUGGGGAUGAAACGGGACCUCUGUCAAUUCUUCCUGCUCCUAGGACUUUGCCAAACGCUCUUGGUCCAAGAAGAAAGGAGACCCGCUCCCCUCCCCCACUCCAGUUGUCAUUGCUCCCACUAGUCUGAGGGCAGAGAGGCUGGGUAGGGGGGGCAUGGGUCCUGGCACCUUGAGGAGCUGCCGGUCUGCGGAGGGGCACCCUCGGCCCCCCUCUAAGUCCCAAUCUGAGAAGGGGGACGUGCCCCCACUCCACCCCUGGGAAACCGUCCAGUCUGAGGAAGGAAACCUGAGCACCCAGUCUGAGGGCCUCCGCACUGCCCUGCAGGCCCCGGGGACAGCACAUGACCUGCAGAACAAGGGCUUGAUUUGUGGGCUAAAGGGGUUCUUCUGUUCCCCCCAAACUGCUUGUCCACCUCCACCGUGAAAUAAACCCUCCUCCCUCUGGUUCA